This is a messenger RNA of Prunus mume (Japanese apricot), 997 nucleotides long. RefSeq names its product peroxygenase. The record is from RefSeq and is a predicted model, not a curated record. NCBI's taxonomy places the organism in Eukaryota, Viridiplantae, Streptophyta, Magnoliopsida, Rosales, Rosaceae. Gene Ontology annotation, molecular function: monooxygenase activity; calcium ion binding.
UCUCUCUCUCUCUCUCUCUCCUUCCUCCACCGCUAGCUCUUUAUAAAAGCAAAGUUGAGCUAGCCAGUCUCCUCUGUGCCUCCGUAUGCCAUAGAGACAGAAGAAGAAAAAAAUUCAAUAUUCAUAUAUCAUGGCUGCUGUGAUGGAGGGUGAAGCAUUGGCAACAGAAGCUCCAUAUGCACCUGUCACUAUUGAGAGGAAGGUCAGGGGUGACUUGGAAACCAAACUUCCUAAGCCAUACAUGCCAAGAGCAUUGGUUGCUCCGGACACAAACCAUCCAACAGGAACACUGGGCCAUCAGCACCGCAACAUGAGUGUUCUUCAGCAGCAUGUAGCUUUUUUCGACCAGGACGACAAUGGGAUCGUCUACCCUUGGGAAACUUUUACUGGAUUGCGAGCCGUUGGUUUCAAUCUCAUCGCUGCCGUUGUUAUAUCUGUUUUUAUCAAUGGGGCUCUGAGUUAUGCUACUCUGCCCGGGUGGAUUCCUUCUCCUUUCUUCCCCAUAUACAUUUACAACAUUCACAAAUCAAAGCACGGUAGUGAUUCUGGAACAUAUGACACAGAAGGAAGGUUUAGCCCAGUCAGCAUUGAGAACAUGUUUAGCAAGUAUGCCAAUACUGUGCCAGACAAGUUCACCCUGGGAGAGCUUUGGGACAUGACCGAGGGGAACAGAGUUGCAUUCGACUUCUUUGGAUGGAUCGCGAGUAAACUGGAAUGGGGACUUCUGUAUGUUCUUGCCAGAGAUGAGGAUGGUCUUCUGUCUAAAGAAGCCGUUAGGCGCUGCUUUGAUGGAAGCUUAUUCGAGUAUUGUGCUAAGAUUAAUGCAGCUGGUAUGGCUAAGAUGGGCUAGAGCCUAGAACAAAAUGUACUACUUGCAGUGGAAGCUAUAUGCACCAAAAGAUAUGAUGUAUAUGUAUGUAUGUAUCUUAGUUUAUGUUUGAGAUGUUAAGAACGAUAAUAAAUUGAAGGAUGGCCCUUCAAUGUGUUCGUUGGAUUG